AUGGCCUCCCUCGCCCAAGCCUCCGCCAUCCCCGGCGCCCAGAUCAUCGACUUGAGCGGCAGCGGCAGUGGCAGCGCCCUCCUCACCCCCUCACUCCUCCUCGCAGCCUUCGCCCUCGGCGUCGCCAUCAGCCCGCUUCUCAACCCGCACCUCGCAAGCCUCCUCCCCUCCCCAAGCACCCGAACCGGGGACUCCAAAAACACGGCCAAUGCGCCCAAAGAAAAGGAGAAGGAGGACAGCCACAACGGCAACGGCAACGGCAACGAGAGCCUCGCUCAGCGGAUCCCGGACUUGGAAACGGCAUUAUUCGCGGAACAUGGCAUCGAGAAGGACGCGACGCAUGUCGCCAGGAACAUUGCCCAGGUCGGAGGUAGCACGACCGGCCAGGACCAGGGGAUUCGGUAUGAUAUCGCGAAUAGGAGGAAGCUUUGCGGAGAGAUUGCUGUGGACGUGGAGAGAGGAGCUGAAGGGUUCGAUGAGAGGCGCGAUCUGCGCGAGAAUGAAGCUGGUGAGGAGCACGAGGGAUAUGAGGAGCAUUGUGGUGCUGAUUAG
Molecule: messenger RNA, 552 nt
Organism: Trematosphaeria pertusa
Lineage: Eukaryota; Fungi; Ascomycota; Dothideomycetes; Pleosporales; Trematosphaeriaceae
Exons: 1
Coding region: 1-552 (183 amino acids)
Source: RefSeq, a predicted model, not a curated record